AUGACGGCGACACAGCAGCAGAAAUCACAGCAGCAGAAAUCACAGCAGAAGUUGAGCGAGGCUUGGGAAGCUGAAGCUGUCAACAUAAUCACUGUUGCUUAUAUUAAUCUUGCGUGGUUACCAGGUCGUAUUAUCUUUGUAUACCAGAACAGGCUGACAGCGUCAAAGUUGCCGGGAUUGCCGGCGCCGUCAAGUGGAUCAUGGUCACGCAGCUCACGCUCAGUCAAGGCUUCAAACCGUGGCUCAAGCAGAGCAUCGAAUGGUGAUUCAGAUGCAGCAACAGAACCGCUUAUCGGAACCAGCAUUUCGACUCUGACUGAGCUAUUUCCGAUUCACUACGGUACCACUCUAAAGUAA
Molecule: messenger RNA, 357 nt
Organism: Aspergillus nidulans FGSC A4
Lineage: Eukaryota; Fungi; Ascomycota; Eurotiomycetes; Eurotiales; Aspergillaceae
Exons: 3
Coding region: 1-357 (118 amino acids)
Source: RefSeq, a predicted model, not a curated record